Medioppia subpectinata is the source of this 1980-nucleotide messenger RNA. The record is from the annotation of a GenBank genome assembly. Lineage: Eukaryota; Metazoa; Arthropoda; Arachnida; Sarcoptiformes; Oppiidae.
AUUCCGUCAGUGGUGUGCACUCUCUGUGGCUCUCAUUGUCUGUCAGUUUGCGAUCACAAGUGAUUUGAUGUGAAAAUGAAUACCAAAAUAAAGUGUUAUUAAUAUUUGUAUAUCGUAUCCAAGAAUCACAAGAAUCGGCUGCAAAUCACUCUUCGGUUGCCGUCGACUGUGUUUGCGAUUGUCAUCCAUUGAGUGCUGCUUUCGGUGGCAAUGCGUCCGAUGUUCACGAGUCAGCCCAUGUGCUCAUAUGGAGGCCAUUCACCGCAAACACCGCUGCCCUCCUCUGAACCCCUUUACCCCAACCCCUCCCUCAUGUCUCACCCGCACCCACACCCGCCUCUCAUCACACAUCCACCGCAUACUCCGCACACACCGUACGGACAGCCAGACUAUCGCGUCUACGAAAUCAAUAAACGACUCCAACAACGAUCUGAACUGUUUGUGAACCAAGAGAGUGACAAUCUAUGGUGGGAUGCGUUCGCCACUGAGUUCUUCGAAGACGACGCCACUCUUACGCUCACCUUUUGCUUAGAAGACGGACCCAAACGAUACACGAUCGGUCGGACUUUGAUUCCGCGAUACUUCAGGAGUAUCUUCGAGGGCGGCGUAACUGAGCUGUCGUUUAAUCUGAAGCGUCCGAAGGAGUCGUUUCAUCAGUCGUCGCUCACUCUGGACUGCGACCAGUGCUCUGUUGUCACACAUCACGGCAAACACUAUAACAAGCCAAUGGGUCCAUACCCUCCGCCACCCAAUGACCCAAUCAAAGAGCAAUUAGCGAAAGAUAAUUCAGUAGUGGUUUGCACUGAAGGCCGGCUUAUAUUAGAGUUCACUUUCGAUGACUUAAUGCGAAUAAAGUCGUGGCAUUUCGCGACCCGACAUCACCAGGAGUUGAUUCCUAGAGGCAUAGUUGCAAUGCAGGCACAACAGGACCCCACUAUUCUCGAACAGAUGUCCAAAAACAUUACCCGUCAGGGGCUGACCAACUCUACACUGAAUUAUUUAAGGCUCUGCGUUAUAUUAGAGCCGAUGCAGGAACUCAUGUCAAGACAUAAGGCAUACUCUUUAACCCCAAGAGAUUGUCUGAAGACAACGCUGUUUCAGAAAUGGCAGCGAAUGGUCGCUCCGCCCGAAGCGUCGCGACCGCCGAGUAAGCGAAGGAAACGAAAGUCGUCGACGAAUAACGGGACGACUGGCGGCGCCGGCAAGAAGAAGAACAACGCGGCGAACAUGAGUCCCGGACCCCCAAACUUCACGCUCGCCUCUCAGGUUUGCGAUGUGAUGGUAGUCGGAGAACCAUCUCUGAUGGGCGGCGAGUUUGGCGAUGAAGACGAGAGACUCAUUACAAGACUGGAAAACAACCAAUAUGAUCCGAGCGCAUCCAACGCCGCAAACGGACUCGAAGACAACGAUGAGUUUGCGUCGAUGGGUGCGCCAGGAGGCGGGCCCUCUGGCAACGGUCCGCCGCCCGGUUGGCCCAACGGACCGAACGCCGGUCCACCCGGUGGUCCCAACUCAGGUCCUCCGUUAUCGGAGCGGUCAUCAGUUGGCGGCGGCGGCGGUAACAACGGUCACACACCUCACGGCCCCGGCUCUCAAGACGAUAACAAAAAGCAAUCACCGAAUAUAAGUCAAUAAAGAUCUGAAGAAUGAAUAGUUUUUUCACAAAUUAUAUAAAUAUUAUUUGAAUGCAAUUAUUUGUAAGCAUUUAAGAGGUGACGGAAUACCCACUCAUCCAUACAUUAUUGACAAACAAAAUACAAAACAAAUUUUUUAUGCUAUUUAUGACAAACAAAUUAUACAUAUUUAAUGUUAAUCUAUAUUUGUUUAAUUGAUUGACAUAUGAUUCCAAUGUAAACACUUUACAUCAAAUCCAUUGGCCAUCAUUUCUUUUAUUAUUUAUUUAUUUUUAAUAUUAUUAUUAUUACCCGUGUUUUCGAUCAUUUAGUUUUCGCGAAUUUAUUAUAUCUACGAAUUGAUGAC